CGCGGCUCACUUGACUUAAAUUUUGCGAGUGGAGCCUGGUUUGACCGCAGUUCUGAACUGGUUAACUAGCGUGCGUAGUACAGCACACUAGUAGAUUAUCGGGAAAACACACAAAAAAAAAAACUCGCCUCUAGGCUGCAGUUUUCAAUCAUGUAGUUGUGGUGCACGGUGCUCCGGUCAUCGCUUGAAAACAUGCAAACCUCUUCCAAAAAUGUUAAAAGCGGUUCAUGUAUACAAAAGUUCACCAAGACUUUAAAAAGGUGCGUGCGUGCAUGAGUGCGUCCACUGCACGUGCCAAAUCCACAAACUCAACAUUUCCGCUGGGAGCAAGCAUGGAGGGUGCGCGCAUCCGUGCCACCACAGUGGAACAUUAAGCCAAGAAGAAAGAAGCGAUUGAUUGCUCAUGUUGGUUAUUGUUGGGCUUUUCUCGCGGAGCAGCACUCGCAACACAACGUCGCGUCCCGCUCCCCCCAAAAUAAAAUAUCAUCCCUCUUGCCACUCGAAGACUACUCUUCAGUAAUAUUUCAUCUGCUCACACACGAGAGGGAAAUCAAUUCCAUCACGAAGUGAAGGAGGUCACAGCUGGUUUCCUCCAACUCGUGACAACCAUGGAUGUCGCAACCGAGGAAGGGAUGUCUCUGUCGGGUAUCCGACUCCGGAAUUGUCCGGCGCAAGUGAUGGCCAAGUUGAGGAAGACGAAAGCAAAGAGGAAAAGGCGGAAAGAGGUGCUUCUAAUACAGAUUUGCUUGUUCGGAGCUUUGCUACUCGUCUUCAAGGGAUUCUCCUUCUUGGCUGACGGUUCAGGUUCCAACCAUGGGAGCAAUCAUCAAGAGAGAUGGGAGGGAAGAAAGCUACUGCAGAAAAUGGACAACAGCAGCCCAGUGGAAAUGGACACGGAAAAAAAUUGCACUUCUCCAGCUCUGCACGAGUUCCCCACAGACCUGUUCACAAACAAAGAGAGAACAGAAGGAGCAGUGACCUUGCAUGUCUUGUGUACUAUAUACAUGUUCUGUGCUCUAGCCGUGGUCUGUGAUGACUACUUUGUUCCCUCCCUGGAGAAGAUAUGUGAGCAUCUUCAUCUCAGUGAGGACGUGGCAGGUGCAACCUUCAUGGCCGCAGGCAGCUCAGCUCCUGAGCUCUUCACGUCCAUCAUUGGGGUGUUUGUCACCAAAGGUGAUGUGGGUGUGGGCACCAUUGUUGGCUCAGCAGUAUUUAACAUACUCUGCAUCAUCGGUGUGUGUGGCUUCUUUGCAGGACAGGCAGUGAAGCUCUCUUACUGGGCUCUCCUCCGAGAUUCUGUUUACUAUAUCUUUUCUAUCACAGCCCUUAUUGUGUUCAUCUAUGAUGAAAAGGUGUGCUGGUGGGAGUCUCUCGUCCUGAUUCUGAUGUAUGCAAUCUACAUCCUCAUCAUGAAGUUUAACAAUAGUGUCCAGAGUUACCUCAGCCAUCGGAAGAAGAGCUCAGUGAAUCUGGUCAAUGCGUUAACAGGAAGCAGUGAUCUGGAGGAUAUUCAUUGCGAUAGUAACUCCGCCUUGCUCAAGAAAGCUAACCUCCAAAAUGAACCAUCUGUAGGCCUGCUGAUGGUCGAUGAGCUCCUGUCUGCAUACCCACACCAAUUGACUUUCUCUGAAGCUGGCAUGAGGAUCAUGAUCACAAGUCAUUUCUCCCCAAGGACACGGCUGACAAUGGCCUCUCGGAUGAUUAUCAAUGAGAGACAAAGAGUGAUCAACACCACCGAGACUCGAGUCUACCGCAUCCCCAAUGAUGACUCUGAUUCGACAGCCAGGGCCCAGGGAAGCCGGAGCUUUGAGAAUGGCGGCGCUGAGCAGGGCCAGAACGGGAGUUACACAUCUGAACGGCUGGAGUCUGUGAUGGAGAAUGAAAAUGAGGAUAAUGAGAAUAACGAGAAUGAUGGUGAAGGAGAGGGAGACGAUGGCAAUGAAGGCCCGUUGGUGCCUUUUAAAGCUCCAGCGGGUGUGUGUAACAAGGUGAAGUGGUUAACCAUGUUGCCAUUAUCGGUGCUCCUCUUCUUCACCGUGCCCAACUGCGGCAAGCGGCGUUGGGAGAAAUGGUUCAUGGUCACCUUUUUCAUCGCGACCGUCUGGAUCGCUGGCCUCUCCUACAUCAUGGUCUGGAUGGUGACUGUGAUUGGCUUCACGCUCGGCAUCCCUGACGUAAUCAUGGGAAUCACCUUUCUGGCAGCAGGCACCAGCGUCCCAGACUGCAUGGCCAGUGUUAUCGUUGCCAGACAGGGUCUGGGAGAUAUGGCCAUCUCCAACUCGAUCGGCAGUAAUGUCUUUGACAUCCUGGUGGGCCUGGGCCUGCCGUGGGCACUGCAAACACUCUGCAUAGACUACGGCUCCAUUGUCCAUCUGAGCAGCAGGGGACUCAUAUUCUCCGUUGGACUCUUAUUGGCCUCAGUCUUCUUUAUUGUCUUGGGGGUCCAUUUGAACAAAUGGACUCUGGACUGGAAAUUGGGCUUGGUCUGCCUCAUCCUGUACGCCAUCUUCCUCUGUUUCUCUAUCCUUAUUGAGUUCAACGUCUUCUUUUUUGUCAAUCUCCCCAUGUGCCGGGACAUCCGCUGACCUUGAUCGUCCUCUGCUGUUCUUUUUUCUUCCUCUGGCAAAGGGAAGCGGGGGCCUCACUUUGCUCUUGGUGCGAACGAUUGUGCUACCAAUGAUUAAUCUUUGGUGCAAUGCACAUCAUAGAGGACAGUGGCUCGUUGCCAAAAAGUCUCAACAACAGAGGUUGUUGCAAAUUACUUUUGAAUGCGUCGCAUAUCUUUGGAUGCCACGAAAACUGUAUCCUCAGCCCACCAUCUGUGAAGAAGCUGCUAAUGUAACUGCCUGACUGAUAGAGGAAUAGAACUUGACGUUUCACCGGAUUGUUUGUUACUCUUUGUAACGAGUCUUGGAUAAAACCACAGUCAUGGUUUUACUUUGUGAAUGCAAAACAAAACUGAAAACAUCUUUCUCUCUAUGUAUUAAAACUGGGAGAGGCUGGAAUACUCUUCUGCAUAAAAUUGGUGAUCCAAUGGCAGUGAUCAUUUUUAACGUGAGCACAGUAUACUGGUGAACGAUGCCACGACUGUCAUUCAUUCUAAUGUUUCAACCUUUCUCCUGUGUUUUUUCUGACGACAUGGUAUGCUGUCAUCUCACACUUUGCACUAACACAGGAACUGGAGAUGUUUGAAAAUAUUUAUUAUGAGUUUUCAAAUUGAGAUUCUGUAUAUCUUCAUGCCUGCAAGUUGCAU
Molecule: messenger RNA, 3253 nt
Organism: Hippocampus comes (tiger tail seahorse)
Lineage: Eukaryota; Metazoa; Chordata; Actinopteri; Syngnathiformes; Syngnathidae
Product: D-tyrosyl-tRNA(Tyr) deacylase 1-like
Exons: 17
Coding region: 609-2585 (658 amino acids)
Biological process (GO): calcium ion transmembrane transport; tRNA metabolic process; intracellular calcium ion homeostasis
Cellular component (GO): plasma membrane; cytoplasm
Molecular function (GO): calcium channel activity; D-tyrosyl-tRNA(Tyr) deacylase activity; calcium, potassium:sodium antiporter activity
Source: RefSeq, a predicted model, not a curated record